UGUUUCAUUAAACUGCUUGGGUGGAAAAGUAGAUCUGAAUGCAGUAACUGUUGAAACCUGACUGGAAAAAAAAAACAUCUCAUUGAUGAAAGCUCUUGCGGACGGGCGGGUAUGUUGAGUUGAGAGACGAGCGAGGCUUUCGCCUCAUCAACACAAUGUUUUUUUCUCAACAGCGAAAGAGAGGGAGAGUCGGGGAGUGAGUUUGCGUGCCGGAGAAAGUUUGGGUCUGUAUGGGGGAGAGGACACCGUCAUUGCGGAUAGCAGACAACGCGUGGAGACAGAGAGGAAUAAAGUUGUAAACAUUUGCAAGUUCUGAUCGACUUGGGCCAAGGAGGAGACAGUCACGUCUGCGGGAUCGGGGAAGGGAGAGCAGAGGGCGUACGGAAGAGAGGACAACUGGGAACCUAAACUUCGGGGAGUGAAGUGGCUUCAGCGACCGGGGGGGAAAGCGCAGCAGUUUUUCAUCGCUACAUGUUUCGCAACCUCGUUUUUUUUCAUGAGAAGGAUCAUUUUUCGGGGAUGACGGAAGGAGCGUGUCAGAGUGUUUGUUUUGGUUGCGUUUUAAUACCUGGAGGAACAGAAGUUUUGACUUCGAGAGGGUGAAAUUGCUAACAGGGAGUUAGCAGUGCAAUUGUUGCAAUUCGUUCUCUCGGGUAAUUUUAACUUUGAAGGACCGAUGCAAGUGACUAAUUUUACUUUUACUCUAGCCCGCUGAUCAUUUGUCAAAAGUUUUUAUUUUCAUUAUUUUACAGACCAAUACUUUGUAACCACUGCCAUUAUAUAGACAAUCCAAAAAAAAACCCUGCAUCGGGAAACCGUCAACUAGAUUCUGACAAAGCCGUUUACAUCAAGGCUUGGAAAGACUAAGUAAAUAAGGAAUGAUGCAGAAUAAGUACAAUUCGAGCAACGCCGGCAUACUUCCACGGGACGUGGAGCUGCAGCACCGGUUAGCUGAAAGCGGGGCGGUCGUGAAGGAGAACGGAGCAGGGGCGAAGCAUGCUGGCCCGGCGGGCACUGCGCUCUCCAAGCGAAAGAUGCUGGUAGCGUUGGACCUUCUCUGCCUUUUCGUAGCCUCCAUCCCAUUUUUCGCCUGUGAGCUGAAGGCAGUGACUCCGUAUAGAAGGGGCUUUUUCUGCGGCGACCCCAGCAUCUCCUACCCUCACCUGGAGGCAGAGUCCAUCCCCGACAGCGUGCUCAUCGCGGGGGGCAUCGUCAUCACCGGCCUGACGAUCGCCCUGGGCGAGUGUUACCGUGUUCGUUUCCGUGGAGUCCACUCUCGCGCCUUCGUGAGGAACCUGUACGUGUCGAGUCUCUACAAGGAGCUGGGCAGCUUCCUGUUCGGCUGCUGCAUUGGCCAGUCCAUCACCAACAUGGCCAAGCUGAGCGUCGGGAGGCUCCGCCCCCACUUCCUGUCAGUGUGUGGCGUCACCUACGCCUCCCUCAACUGCACCCCCGGGACCUACAUAUCUGAGGUCACCUGCAGUCAGACAGACGACAGCAUGGUGGAAGAGGCCAGGAAAUCCUUCUUCUCUGGCCACGCCUCCUUUGCUAUGUACACCAUGCUUUACCUGGCAUUCUACCUGCAGGCGCGGUUGUCGUGGCGGGGGGCCCGGCUGCUGCGGCCGCUGCUCCAGUUCCUGCUGGUUCUGUUGGCCGUGUACACCGGGCUGAGCCGGAUCUCGGACUACCGGCACCACCCGACCGACGUGCUCACCGGCUUCCUGCAAGGGGGGAUCACUGCGUACUGGGUGGCCUUCUACAUCUCCUCCAUGUUUAAGACGGCACAGCCGAGCCUGAUGCCCACCAGCCUGUCGCUGGAAAGCCCCCUGUCCAGCCAGCAGACCAUGUGCUAGCAACAGCAGGAGAGGGAGGGAGAGAGAGAGAGAGAGAGAGAGAGAGAGAGAGAGACAGAGGCUGACGAAAAGCGGGAGAGGAGGAAGACCCAACACAUCCAACAGACAGGGAGAGAAGAGGGGAGAGAAAGGAUUGUACAUAAUAAGAGAGAAGGAAAAAGAAAGAGAGAUUUGGGAGACGAAAAGGUGGCGAGGGGAGGAUGAGGAAAGGGAAGUGGAGAAGAGGGAGAUGAUGAGAGUGGGCAGGUCACGAGGGCAUACCUCAACACAUGCGAAGGAGGAGAGAGAGAAUGAGAGGAUCCGUCCAUCGGAGAGAGAAGGAUGUGGGAUACUACAGAGAGAGAGAGAAAAGUAGAAAAAGAGAAAGACAGAGAUAGACAGAGAGAGAGAAAGAAAGAGAGAGAGGAAAAAGAAAUAAAGAGCCCUUAUCAGACAGAAGUACAGGUAGACUCUUCUGCUAAUCACUUCUCAGACACACAUUUGCCAUAAUAAUAAGCUUCAAACAUGAGUCUAAGAUAAGCCUGUCCAGAUAUGCAGUUAUGCAUUGCAUUUCAAAUAUAUUUGAAUAAAAUGUUGUUUUAAAAGGGGUCAUUUAGCUGAUGCUGCUAAUAGUAACGAUUAUAUUCAGAAUUAAGUGUAUUGUAUUCAGUUGUAUUUCUUUUUGUAUAAUAAAAUCUGUGAAUGAUCGAGUAGCAGGGUGAAAUAAGGCCUCUGCUCCACAAGACCUGGCACAGACCUGAGGUUUCCCCUGGUCGCAGUCCCUAAUGCUCAAUGCUGCAGCUUCCCCUGGUUAGGGCCCGUGAUGCUCGGUUCUGUGGUUUUGCGGGUGGUUCUGGUGAUCGGCAUAGCAUUAUUCCAGAAGAUGAAAAACUGUGGUAGAAUCGUGAUGCUCGUCUAAUACCCUUCAGAAGUUUGUA
This is a messenger RNA of Megalops cyprinoides (Indo-Pacific tarpon), 2770 nucleotides long. Its product is annotated as phospholipid phosphatase 3-like. The transcript is spliced from 6 exons. Gene Ontology annotation, molecular function: phosphatidate phosphatase activity. Lineage: Eukaryota; Metazoa; Chordata; Actinopteri; Elopiformes; Megalopidae. Gene Ontology annotation, biological process: signal transduction; phospholipid metabolic process; phospholipid dephosphorylation. The record is from RefSeq and is a predicted model, not a curated record. Bases 879 to 1853 code for a protein of 324 amino acids.